UUUUAUCUAUAAAUAGGAUGGCAAAUCCAGUAUUCCUCUUCACAGCCUGAAAAUUAAUCUGAUCCAAAGAUAUAAUGGCAGCAACUCUGAAGGCAAACAAUACUUACAUUUUCCCUGAUGACAUAAGUAGUAGCGAUUUCAAGUCUGAUUUCGUUUGGGGUUCUGCCACUUCUGCUUAUCAGAUCGAAGGCGCUGCAUUUGAAGGUGGUAGACAACCAAGCAUCUGGGAUGCUUUCUGCCUCAAAAAUCCUGGUGCCAUCGACAAUGGUGAGAAUGGAAACAAGGCUAUUAAUGCUUAUUACAAAACCAAGGAAGAUGUGCAAAUGAUGAAGAAAAUGGGUCUAAAAGCCUACCGAUUCUCAAUUUCAUGGAGUAGAAUAUUGCCGGGUGGAAAAGCUAGCAUGGGCAUCAACCAGGAAGGUGUUGACUACUACAAUAACCUAAUCAAUGAGCUGAUAGGGAAUGGAAUUACACCAUAUGCCACUCUCUUUCAUUGGGACCUUCCCAAUGCCCUAGAAGAAGACUACAUGGGAUUUUUAUCUGAACUAGUUGUAGUUGACUUUGUGGAUUAUGCCGAAUUUUGCUUCUGGGAAUUUGGUGAUCGGGUGAAGCAUUGGAUCACAUUGAACGAACCCUAUACCUUUGCUGCUAUGGGUUAUGCUUACGGGACUAUGGCACCUGGGCGAGGAGGAGGAGAUACCGAAACUCAGCAAGCCAUACUCGCAUCUGGAAAUAACCUUGGAACUCGUAAUCGUGCAAGAACUUUUGACAAUAAAGGUGUUGGUAAUCCUGCCACUGAGCCCUAUACUGUAGCACACAACUUACUCCUUUCUCACGCUCAUGCUGUGAGACUAUACAGAGACAGAUUCAAGGAAAGCCAAGGGGGUGUGAUCGGAAUUACGUUAAACACAGAGUUUUUUGAGCCGCUUGAUCCAACCAGCCAGGACGACAAGGAUGCAGCCAACAGAGGCAUAGACUUUAUUUUCGGAUGGUUCAUGCAGCCAAUAUUUAAUGGCAAGUACCCCCAGAGUAUGAUUGAUAAUGUUACAGAUGGGCGUUUGCCUGAAUUCACAGAAAAGCAAAUCGAGUUAUUGACUGGAUCUUUCGAUUUUCUUGGGUUGAACUACUAUACUGCUCAAUACGCCACCACUGCAGCACAACUGAUGUCGUCUCCUACUUGA
Lactuca virosa is the source of this 1181-nucleotide messenger RNA. The record is from the annotation of a GenBank genome assembly. Lineage: Eukaryota; Viridiplantae; Streptophyta; Magnoliopsida; Asterales; Asteraceae.